AUGCCGGGAGAUGGCGAACAAGAAGAAAUCCAUAAUCAACAUGGUGCUGACUAUGCAGAUGGAGUGAUACGUCAGAGAGAAGGCUCCUUACUGGGUCCGGCUUUCAUUGUGGUAGCUUUCAGUACUGGUCCUGAACUUCCAGAUGCUUCUUCGAUGAAUGGUCUUCAGAAUAGGGAAUAA
Acanthoscelides obtectus is the source of this 180-nucleotide messenger RNA. NCBI's taxonomy places the organism in Eukaryota, Metazoa, Arthropoda, Insecta, Coleoptera, Chrysomelidae. The record is from the annotation of a GenBank genome assembly.